AUGAACUUUUCUGCUGCCUUGAAAAAUGUCGAGACAAAUGUGAUCACGAAGAGAAGCAUUCUAAGCAUCGCGGCAAAGUUUCAUGAACUGUUAGGUCUUAUAUCUCCAGUCACCCUUCGAUUCAAACAAAUAUUUCAAGAGUUGUGUAAGAGCAAAAGCGACUGGGAUGAACCACUGAAUGACGAAUGCUGCGAAGAAUGGAAUCAGAUUGUCCAGAAAUUGGAAGAAGCCAACCACAUGAGUAUCCCGGCCAAGAUGUUAUUGUCCAGAUUCGUUCGGUAG
Molecule: messenger RNA, 282 nt
Organism: Paramuricea clavata
Lineage: Eukaryota; Metazoa; Cnidaria; Anthozoa; Malacalcyonacea; Plexauridae
Source: the annotation of a GenBank genome assembly